ACGACUUGCAACAGAUUUAGGCGGAAAGUGUUAUCCUUCAAAAAAAAAAAAAAACCUAACGCCACCUGAUAGCAUUCAGCCCCUUUUUUCUCUGACAUUAGGCCAUAUGAUCGCGCUGAUCAGUUCAGUGGAUGUUGACGCAGCUUUAUCAAGUAGGUGUUUGCACAGAUAGACGCGCGCAUAACGGGCUGCUUCUGCGUCUACCGUCUGUUCCCCUCCCUCUCUGACUCCCGGCAUCACUGGCAACCCGACAAUGCUGUCAUAAACCGGAGAAUAAAUUCCCGUUUAACGAUCCUGAAGGGGGCCGUCGUAUUUUCUGAAUGGUUAUUCUUGUAGGCUGCAUUAAUUUGUAAGGAGGCUACAGGCCUAUAAUGUGUUAUUGGAUGCGACCCCAUUCAGAGACAUAAUAUAACCUGCUUGUUAUAGGCGGUUGCUAUGUGUAUUUGCGCGGAUACGUGCGCGUUUUAUGCUGUGUGGCUGAGGUCGGUGUGAAUAACACAUUUCUUAUUCGCUCGGAGGUUUUUCGAGGUUUGACAAGGGCAUCAGUGAGCGGCACAGUGCGGCAGCGAUGUGCACGUCUGACGGCUAGAAGGAGCAAGUGGGAGGUAGCCUGUUUCUGCUACUGUAGUCGUUGAGUUUUCAGAGUUAUCGGCCAUAUCCUGGGUUCAAGCACUCUUUGCUUUAGCUCCUCACUUGGUUCACCGCCUGGCUUUAGGAUGCGACGUCAUGAGUUGAUCGCGCCUGACAGAUGUGGCUGUGUUGCAGUUGCACAGGCAUAGAUUCUUCGCUUGCUCUCGCUGUUUCGGGGAUGCUUCUGUAAAAACGGCUUGCGUGAUAAAUGUUAAGUCCUCGCUUUGUGCUCGGACUGAUCGCAACAUUCAUUUAGUCUUCGGGAUUGCAUAAAAUGAUACCUGGAUCUGCCGCAUCAAUGCUACCAUCUGCAGAAGCUGCGAAAUUGUACCAGACCAAUUACGUCCGCAACUCCCGUGUCAUUGGACUUUUAUGGGCCAUCUUCACUAUCCUGUUCGGUAUUGUUAACGUGACCAUCUUCUCACAGCCCUAUUGGAUUGGGGAUGGCGUGGAUACGCCGCAGGCCGGCUACUUCGGCCUUUUUCAUUAUUGCGUCGGAGACGGAAUCGCCAGAGAGCUGGCCUGCCAGGGCAGCUUCACUGAGUUCGCCGCUAUCCCCUCCAGUGCGUUCAAGGCCGCCUCCUUCUUCAUUGGAAUGUCCAUGAUGCUGGUUGUCACCUGCAUCGGCUGCUUCAGUCUCUUCUUCCUCCUCAGCACCUCCACCGUGUACAAGAUCUGUGGCUGGAUGCAAGCAGCAUCAGGUGUCUGUCUGGUGCUCGGUUGUAUGAUCUAUCCUGAUGGUUGGGACAGUGACGAGGUCCGACGUAUGUGCGGAGAGCAGACAGACAAAUACAGCCUGGGGGCCUGCUCAGUGCGUUGGGCCUACAUCUUGGCUAUUAUGGGCAUCCUGGACGCUCUCAUCCUCUCCUUCCUGGCCUUCGUCCUGGGGAACCGGCAGGACGGACUCAUGACAGAAGAGUUGCUGGCUGAGAGCAAGGAGGGAGGCAACGCCUAACCAAAUCUUUAGUUCCUAAAUUGCCAUGUGUCUGUCUUCAUGAAGUACUAGUCCCUCAACUCAAAGGAGGGAAUCCACCCAGGUCUGUGAAGUAGAGGAAUACUAUGGAACCAGCCAGCCUGCCUUUCACAUCUACCUGCCAAAAACCCAGUGUGACCUACCCUUGAAGUCCACCCAUCUUGCUUGCAUCCCUAAACCAUCAUCCCCAGCACUUAGAUGGAGCCCAAUGCACUUUUAUCCCAAUGUGUCUACAGAGCUAACCAACAUUGCAUAGACCAUGACAGGGGCAGAGACUGUUAUCCUAUUGAGAAGUAUAUGGACUACCCACUACCUACCUGAGAAGGCACAAGGUUGACAUUGUACACCUGCAGUACGAGCAGUCAGACAGACACAAACACACACAUGCAAACGCCACCUCACUCACAAACACAACUCUGUAACACAUGCACAUGCAGUACAUUCAAACAAAACAUCAACAAACUCUGUAAUUACAAGUAUUAAACUAUGUUAACAUUUAGCUGUGUGUACCACCGUCAGGAUGUGUGUCAUGUUUUAUUUGUGAAAAGAAGAAACUGCUAAUUUUCAGAUAAUAUCGGUUUGAUGUAAAUCUAUUGUGUUUCAUAUGUAAGGUUUGACAAUGAAAUGAAAGUUUUAGUUUCUUCUUUUGCUCAUAUGCCCCUUUGUUCCUCUUCAUUUACUAGAAAAAGAUAUUUAAGACUAUUUUAUAAUAUUAUCAUCCAAAAGAGAAAAAACUUGUAUUACAAAGUAUGUACAGUGAAUAUUAAAGAUGUUCUAGGAAUUUUACCUAAAUCCAUUCAAUGCCCUGCUAGCUAACUUUGCACAGUGCUUCAGUUUGAGAAGAAAUCUAAUAUUUUAUAGUCUGUGGUAUCUACACUGUGAUGGGGGCUAUUAGGACUGUGUGCUGCAGGACUCGCAGCUGCUGUGUGAGUGUGCUUCUGUAUGUGUGUAGGGAAGUCUGUGGGUGUGUGCGAGUGAGUAUGAGUGCAUGCACAUACAUAAGUGUUAGUGUGAAUGUGUUGCAUUUGUUGGGCUAGAAAACCAAUAUGCCAGCCACACACACAAUUGUCCUGUAGUGUAGCUAAGUCUGUCUGUCUCUAUCUCCAGCUCUCUCCUUCUGUUUCUCUCUCUUUGACUCCCUUUCUCGCUUUGUUUUGUUGGGACAUACAGGGUAACAUGAUGGCAUCGUAAUAUUAUUUAUAGUGACUGGUGUGCCUGGGGAGAGAACUCUAGUGGUAAUGGAUCAGCCUGUCCCAGCCUCACCUGUGGAUAUGUUCUUGUGUAAAUAGAUAUUCUAUAAAUACCAAACAAUUAGCAAAUAUGGAGAGGGAGGUUAACUUAGAGCAAUUAAAUAGAUUCCUUUAAGAAUAUAUGAACACUUAAUAAAGAUUUUCACUGUAAAA
Molecule: messenger RNA, 3006 nt
Organism: Siniperca chuatsi (mandarin fish)
Lineage: Eukaryota; Metazoa; Chordata; Actinopteri; Centrarchiformes; Sinipercidae
Product: LHFPL tetraspan subfamily member 3 protein-like
Exons: 4
Coding region: 905-1585 (226 amino acids)
Biological process (GO): sensory perception of sound
Cellular component (GO): plasma membrane
Source: RefSeq, a predicted model, not a curated record